UAUGCUGACAGGCAGGGUGUUGACAUUUAUAGCGCCUCGCAGAGCCAAAAUGGCGCACUAAGGAAAGUCAGUGUCACGACGGGUCCCUUUUUAUACGCCUGGUCUCCGGCUACCCCUGCCAGCGCUGACGUGACCAUGGCGAGCGCCGAACCUUCUCUGUCAGAGCAGGAUAUUGAGAAAAAGAUAGAGGAAACAAGGCGGAGGUUUAAAACGGAGUAUCUGAAAGACUCAUGUGACAGGUAUGACCCCAGGGACCUGGAGCAGCUAGAGAGCGAUGACUCCCUGGUGGACGCGUACCUGACGUGGCAGCACUAUGCCGUGGACAGGACCAUCAAAAUGAUAGACGAAAGCUUUCACUGGAGAAAGGCAUUCCAAUUGAACGAUAUCACAGAAAGCCGCGUCCCCAAAUGGACAUUCGAGACUGGUGCCGUCUAUCUGCAUGGCUAUGACAAAGAAGGCAACAAGCUAUUCUGGUUUAACGUUGGUCAGCAUGUGAAGGAUGCCAAGACCAUCCAGGACAAGAAGCAGUAUGUGGCCUUCUGGUUGGAACGGCACGUUAAACAACACCGCGGCAAGCCUCUCACAGUCGUGUUCGACAUGUCUGAUUCUGGGAUCCGUAAUAUUGACCUGGACUUCGUGAAGUACAUCAUCAGCUGCUUUAGAACAUAUUAUCCAAAGUUGCUGUCCAAAAUGAUCCUGUACGAGAUGCCUUGGAUCAUGAACGCGGCUUGGAAGAUCAUAAAGUCGUGGCUGGACGCUGACUCCAUUGACAAACUGAAGUUUGUGUCCAAGAAUGAGGUUGAGAUAUACAUCAGCCCUGACAAUUUGCCACCUCACAUGGGAGGAACUGACCCUUUCAGGUACAGCUAUCCCCCGCUUCCUGAUGACAGCUCCCAGUUCCUGGUGUCUGAAAACGGGCCAGUCAGCAGUGCAGUUGAAAAUAGCAGAAUCCCUGGAAAGGACUGAAAAGGGGAUUACACAACACCUUACCUGCACAAGAAGUACCAAAAUCAGAAGAUUUCUCAACAGAAAAUGCAAGCGUACUCUAUUGUGUAUUUGUGAGUACACUGUCCCCCUGGAUUAUCAUUGUUACCUAUGUGUAGUAAUUGCCUCAAAUGAUCAAACUCUGCAGAAUACUUUAACCUGGACUUCACACCAAAUAUGAAACUGCUAUUUUGAGGUCUUAUGCAUUUUUUAAUAUUUUAAGCAAUAUGUUCAAUUUUGAAAUUUGCCUUUUGCUUUAGAAACAUAAGAAAUUGGAUUUUUUUGUAUUAGCAGAAUUUACCUGUGCGAUUUAGUAACAGCUUAUAAUGCUUUGCUGAAAUCUGUUUAAAAAGCUGUUCAUUAGUCUACCUUAGCAUUUGGGCUUGUAAGAAACAGACGAUCCCUGAGUGUCAGUGUGGGCCUGUGGUUGAUCAUGACUGACCCUGAUGUUUGUACCCUGCUUGACUGGCCACAGCACAAAUUGAUUAGCGCAAUUAAUUAGGUUUGCUUUUGAUUACUGAGACCCAAAACAGGCAUCUCCUAUAAUUUGCCUAGAACUGCAGACUUUUUUUCCAUGUAUGGUUUACAUUGUCUAUGGUUAUGUUCACACAAGUUAUCAAUAAUGACAAAGUACAGCCUCAAGAAAGCUUUACUGAAAUGUUAGCACAUAAAUGUGUUAACAGUUUGCCUUCUUUAGCCAAUAGCUGAGCACUGUCCAGACACGUGUAAUACCAAUUCACUAAGCAUUAAAGCAUUUCAACAUUCCAGAUCAUGUAUAUCCAUAUAAAAUAGGUAAGUAGCAUGGAGCUGACUUGCUGGUUUAUUGUUUGUCUGACCUGUUUGUUGAAUAAAUUGAUUCAGCGGGCCCACACAGUAACCUGCAGGUAUUACAUUAUAAUACACGCUUAUUCAUGAAUCAUCUUAUUACUAUUCUUUUGUAUAUAAACUGUUAAUCACAUGUAAAGUAAUCACUGUGAUUUGGCACAUAAAUCUGUAACAUCCAAGUCACAUCUAGGUUACAGGAUUACACUAAUUACAUUAACACUCCAUGGUUACUUUGGUUGCUGGAUAAGCUGUGUUGUCAUCGUAACUUUUUUGUCUAUGCAUUUCAAAUUGUGAAUUUAUUUGUGAUUUUCUUUUCGGUAAACUCUUAAGUGAGUUUAAGUAUUUUCAUUCGUAAUAAUGGGAGCUUAUUGAAUGUGGUCCUUUUGCAUUUUUGUCAUUUUUUUAAAUAGUUUUUGGGAAUUUAAUGAUGUAAAAAUGAAGGGACUCUGCUGCAAGAAAAGUGUUAAAAGGAAUUCUGCACAAGAGUUAAUUGUGUUCAUCAUGUUGCAUUUCCACAGAAACUGCAUUUCUGUGAAUAAGAAUAUUUUUAACAUGAUGCCCUGAGGCAUGAGCUGAAGAUAUUUCAAUUCCAAUUUGUAGUAGAAGAUUAUUUUUUUCUAAUCUCUGUCAGAAUCUACCAGCUGCAUUCCCGUGUUUGUGUAGCAAAGUUAUUGGGCCUUAUAAAACGUAUUCGUUUAAUGUGACGGCCUUGUAACCUUCUCUUCCAUGACUCCUUGGUUCUAUGAAUGGGACACAUUAUGGGGGAAUUUUACAUUUCUAAUUUCUCAUGAAAAGUAAACUGUGGUGUUGAUUUCAAAUAUGUGACAUUUCAUACUAUAUGCAAUAUCAACCCUUUGGGGAUUUGGGGAAUUCCCCUUUAAGAAAUUGUGCAAUCUUUUAAGCAUCAGUGGCCAUUGCUUAACUGCCAAAGAUUUACAUUUAAUGUUUUUAUGACUUUGUAUCUCAGGAUUAAUUUUGAAGAUCCCGCAGAUAAAUUGCUGCAUAUUAAUCAAUAACUGAUUGAAUGAACUUAAAUGGACAUAUGAAGUGAUGUUUUUUUACCUUCAAUCUUUAAUCUGACUGAACUGUAAUAAAAUAAAGAAUUGAAUGUUUUUUUCAUUAAAAAUUAAAGAAACAGCCAGUAAGUGGGUCUUCUGUAUGCAGAAUCAAUCAACUAACGGCUGUAUUGCACUGUAAUAAAACAACCUCCCAGAUUAAGCUGA
Molecule: messenger RNA, 3032 nt
Organism: Brienomyrus brachyistius
Lineage: Eukaryota; Metazoa; Chordata; Actinopteri; Osteoglossiformes; Mormyridae
Product: motile sperm domain-containing protein 2-like
Exons: 10
Coding region: 136-966 (276 amino acids)
Source: RefSeq, a predicted model, not a curated record